AUGAAGAUCUGCUCGGCCUCUGGGACUCUGGCCAUGGCCAGGUUGCGGUAGUGCCAGCGGUUGUGCUCCACAUCGUUUUGUAGCACAAAGGGUUUGCGGAUCUCAGUCAGCCUCGUCAUCUACCUACAGGGCAGCACAAUGACAAAGUCAUCACCUAUAACAUAAGAGUAUGGCGCUUGCAAUGUCAAGAUUGUGGGUUCAAAUCCUGCGGGCCACCCAUGUGUAAAAUAUAUGCAUAUGGAUAAAAGCAUCUGCUAAAUGGCUUAUUUAGUAUACUGUAUGAACUUUGCAGUUUUGCAACUUGGGAGUCUUGAAUUAGACAAUGAAUAGGGAGUCACGUUUACCUGUCCCUUCAUCCUGGUUUCUGGUUUGAUCUUCUUCCUUGGAACAUAUCCUCUGUUUACAAGGAUAGUAAUCCUGUGAAAUAUAUACAACAAUAUAACUUUUGUGUAAUGAGAUUAUAAUCUCUUCAAAUGUUGUAGUUCACAUACAAAACUACUGUAGAAAGGGAACUGGGUGAAAUUUAGGACCUUAUUAUUGACUGGUGCAGUAGAAUUGGUUGUGGAUUAUGUUGAAUGGAGUAUGUUUACAUCAUACCCUGGUAAAGUAGAAUAAGGUAAUGAGUAGAGUUCUUACCCUAGGUCGGUACAGUAGAACGGUGUAACGACAUUGGCUCCAGUCUCGCCACUGGAUGACAGCUGGCCUACCUCCCUGGCCUCUUUCUCUGGGUCGACAGGCGAGCGGGGUAAGAUGUACAUCUCCUUGGAGUGGUCAUAGCGCCCACGCACCUUCACUCUCCUGUACUGCAGGUCAUUCAGCUCCAGAGGACUAGGAAGCAAAGACACAUAACAAGAACAUUACAAACACUUCCAGUCUGACCUAAAAAGGCAAGACAACGUAAUUAUGUGCAAUUAUGUCUGAUAACUAGUGAUUGUGUCACUCACUCAAUAGGAAGAGAGAUAGGUUCUGCGGAGGUAAAACUCCUCAGUUCUGCAAUCAACUGCAUUUUCCAUUCCUGCCGUUUCACCUGAGUAGAAGAGUGACUUAGGUCAGUAUCAUUUUUCAUAUCUAUUCUAGAGGUUUGAACUACUGUAUAGACGGGUUACCUGACAAUGUCACGAAAACAUUGUGUGCGCUUCAAUGGUGCAGAAGUCCGUGUCAUAUCUUGUUAUUGAUACCAUGUCUUGUUUUUAGGUGUUUUGACUGAUGUCAAGUCUAUGCUAAUAUGGCAAAAGUUUGCUAGCUAGCUAACCAACAACUGUUACAAUGUAUUUGAUAGACAAGUGCUCAUUGUGCAACUUUGUUUUAAAUAAACAUUUGGAAACUAAAUAUAGUUUACAUGUUGUCAACAAUCUAAGCCAACCCUGUCUGUUUUGCCCCAUAGUUGCGCACAUGUCGGUUUUGUUGCUAAACAACCAACCCCUAGCCAUAUUAGCAUAGACGUGACAUCAGUCAAAACACCUCAAAACAUGACAUGGUAUCAAGAAUAAGAUCAAAUGAGCAGAAACAAGCCACUUACGAUUCACCACAUGGCAGUUUCUUGUCAUUGUUGCUAGCUACACUAUAUAUACACAAAAGUAUGUGGACACCCCUUCAAAUUAGUGGAUUCGGCUAUUUCAGCCACACCCGUUACUGACAGGUGUAUAAAAUCUAGUACACAGCCAUGCAAUCUUCAUAGACAAACAUUGGCACUAGAAUGGCCUCACUGAUAUAGGAUGCCACCUUUCCAACAAGUCAGUUUGUCAAAUUUCUGCCCUGCUAGAGCUGCCCUGGUCAACUGUAAGUGCUGUUAUUAUGAAGUGGAAACGUCUAGGAGCAACAACAGCUCAGCUGCGAAGUGGUAUGCAACACAAGCUCACAGAAUGGGACCGUCGAGUGCUGAAGCGCGUAAAAAUCGCCUGUCCUCGGUUGCAACACUCACUACAGAGUUCCAAACUGCCUCUGGAAGUAACGUCAGCACAAUAACUGUUAGUCGGGAGCUCCAUGAAAUGCCAAGCGUAAUGCCAAGCGUCGGCUGGAGUGGUGUAAAGCUUGCCUCCAUUGGACUCUGGCGCAGUGGAAAUGCGUUCUCUAGAGUGAUGAAUCACGCUUCACCAUCUGGCAGUCCAACGGACAAAUCUUGGUUUGGCGGAUGCCAGGAGAACGCUACCUGCCCGAAUGCAUAGUACCAACUGUAAUGAAUAAUGGAAUGGGGCUGUUUUUCAUGGUUUGGGCUAGGCCCCUUAGUUCCAGUGAAGGGAAAUCUUAACGCUACAGCAUACAAUGACAUUCUAGACCAUUCUGUGCUUCCAACUUUGUGGCAACAGUUUGGGGAAGGCCCUUUCCUGUUUCAGUAUGACAAUGCCCCUGUGCACAAAACGAGGUCCAUAUAGAAAUAGUUUGUCGAGAUCGGUGUGUAAGAACUUGACUGGCCUGCACAGAGCCCUGACCUAAACACCAUCUAACACCUUUGGGAUGAAUUGGAACGCCGACUGCGAGCCAGGCCUAAUGUCCACAUACUUUUGGUAAUGUAGUGUAUCUGACCAUCCAUAACACACAGCCUUCUGUCCCUUUUGAAGCGCGCGCGUCGUUUUCGUUACAUUGUCAGCUAACCCGAAUAAUGGAGCCAUACCUGCCAUGUCCCAAGACCUAAUGUGGUGGCAGGAAUCAGAAGCAGGAACAUUUUGAGGAAGGAGUCCUCUCCCUUCUCUGCUCUGGCAGCUGUGAAGUUUGACAGUCGGCCAAAGUCGAUUCACUUGCCUGUUUUAAAUAUACUUAAGUAUCAAAAGUAAAUGGAAUUGCUCAAAUGUACUUAAGUAUCAAAAGUAAAAGUAUAAAUCAUUUCAAAUUCCUUAUAUUAAGCAAACCACACAGGAUUAUUUUAAUUUUUCUACGGAUAGCCAGGGGCACACUCCAACACUCAGACAUUAUUUACAAAUGAAGCAUGUGUUUAGUGAGUCCUCCAUAUCAGAGGCAGUAGGGAUGACCUGGGAUGUUCUCUUGAUAAGUGUGUGAAUUGGACAAUUUUCCUGUCAAAAUGUAACGAGUACUUUUGGGUGUCAGGGAAAAUGUAUGGAGUAAAAAGUAAAUUAUUUUCUUUAGGAAUGUAGUUAAGUAAAAGUAGCCAAAAAUAUAAAUAGUAAAGUACAGAUACCAACAAAAAACCUACUUAAGUAGUACUUCAAAGUAUUUUUACUUAAGUACUUUACACCACUGGCUUGGAACUUGUCUUAAACAUUAACUUCUGCUCGUUUGAAGAGAGGCAGUCGUGGCAAUAAGAGAGUCCUCUUGAAAUAAAUUGCAUGCGAUUUAAAAAAAAAGAAAUCAAUAAUUAUAACUUUAGAUGCGGUCGAACUCUGGAAUUUAUGCAACACAGCUAGCUUGACGUUAGCUAUCUAGCUAGCUAAAACACCAUUUUAUGCAGUUAGCCAUGUAUAAUAACUUUUUUUAUUAUCUUCAGGGUCUUACUAGAGCAUGCGAACAUACAUUUUAAACUACUCAUAGUUACUGAAAAUAUCGAAAACACACAGAGCUAGUUAGGCAAUUUGACAAGGCAACUGACUACUUAACUGGCAUGUCCUAUAUGAAGGUGGAAUGUUUUGGAUGUAACUACAUCCGGUCCAGCGUGACCUGUAAGCCACGCCCAUUUAAGUCUACACACGUGCGUUUGCUUGUGCUUAUGCUGUCUGUCUGUGGUUGCCGUUUUAAAAGUUUAUCAGCAAGUGUUGCAAUUUUAUUUUGAUAGUGUGGUAUCUGAGGAAUUUAUGACUUUGCUAACGUUUUCAAAUGGUAUCUUGGAGGAUGUUGAUUCAGCUUAGGGGAGCAGUUUUAUAGGGGCACCCCAUAAAACAGAGGAAGUCUCAUGGGAUUGGUCUGUAUGGGAAACCACCCAUAUCAUGGUAAAGAUUAUAAAUACUUGGUUGAGACAAAGGAGGUCAGAACAAACAUAUUAUUUUGGGUCGCUGUUCUCCAGAUGCCUGCAGACGUCUGUAAACUAAUGCUGAAAUCUUGUGAUAUAAAUAAACCUUUAUAAUCAAAGUACAGUGUAAGCGGACUCCUUGGUCUCACAGCAAAGAUUAGCAUUAUUCUUUAUAAACAACAGAAAUGGCGGUGAGGAACGUUUGGGACGUGAUGCGUCUCUCCAGUGUUCCAUUCAUGUGCGGCGAAGUGACUCCCGCUCAAGACGCCGGCUCAUAAGGUGGGAUUUCUCACAAUUUUGUGCGCUGGUUGGUUCGCUUGCUUAUGGGUGUGUGCGCUGGAGAAAUGUACCGUUUAAAAGACUUAUGUGUGCAGAUUUUGCUGUUAUUUGCUGUGGGAUAGGAGUCCGUUCUAAAAUUCUAAAUUUGUUUGCGCUGGUAACAACGCAAACAGGGGGGGAGUGUCUAUAACUAUUGAAUAAUAUACUGAAGGAAUAAGGCCAGGGUAAAUGUAUACAAAUUAGACCAUUGCGAAUCUAUGGAAGUCCUCUCAGGAGGCGAUCAUUAGGAUGGGCCGAAAAUCCUAAAAGCACGUUAGGUGUAUUUAGGUGAGUCCCGGGGGCUUGAGGUUGUGGUAUAUACAGUGGGGAAAAAAAGUAUUUAGUCAGCCACCAAUUGUGCAAGUUCUCCCACUUAAAAAGAUGAGAGAAGCCUGUAAUUUUCAUCAUAGGUACACGUCAACUAUGACAGACAAAUUGAGGAAAUAAUUUCCAGAAAAUCACAUUGUAGGAUUUUUAAUGAAUUUAUUUGCUAAUUAUGGUGGAAAAUAAGUAUUUGGUCACCUACAAACAAGCAAGAUUUCUGGCUCUCACAGACCUGUAACAACUUCUUUAAGAGGCUCCUCUGUCCUCCACUCGUUACCUGUAUUAAUGGCACCUGUUUGAACUUGUUAUCAGUAUAAAAGACACCUGUCCACAACCUCAAACAGUCACACUCCAAACUCCACUAUGGCCAAGACCAAAGAGCUGUCAAAGGACACCAGAAACAAAAUUGUAGACCUGCACCAGGCUGGGAAGACUGAAUCUGCAAUAGGUAAGCAGCUUGGUUUGAAGAAAUCAACUGUGGGAGCAAUUAUUAGGAAAUGGAAGACAUACAAGACCACUGAUAAUCUCCCUCGAUCUGGGGCUCCACGCAAGAUCUCACCCCGUGGGGUCAAAAUGAUCACAAGAACGGUGAGCAAAAAUCCCAGAACCACACGGGGGGACGUAGUGGAUGACCUGCAGAGAGCUGGGACCAAAGUAACAAAGCCUACCAUCAGUAACACACUACGCCGCCAGGGACUAAAAUCCUGCAGUGCAAGACGUGUCCCCCUGCUUAAGCCAGUACAUGUCCAGGCCCGUCUGAAGUUUGCUAGAGUGCAUUUGGAUGAUCCAGAAGAGGAUUGGGAGAAUGUCAUAUGGUCAGAUGAAACCAAAAUAGAACUUUUUGGUAAAAACUCAACUCGUCGUGUUUGGAGGACAAAGAAUGCUGAGUUGCAUCCAAAGAACACCAUACCUACUGUGAAGCAUGGGGGUGGAAACAUCAUGCUUUGGGGCUGUUUUUCUGCAAAGAGACCAGGACGACUGAUCCGUGUAAAGGAAAGAAUGAAUGGGGCCAUGUAUCGUGAGAUUUUGAGUGAAAACCUCCUUCCAUCAGCAAGGGCAUUGAAGAUGAAACGUGGCUGGGUCUUUCAGCAUGACAAUGAUCCCAAACACACCGCCCGGGCAACGAAGGAGUGGCUUCGUAAGAAGCAUUUCAAGGUCCUGGAGUGGCCUAGCCAGUCUCCAGAUCUCAACCCCAUAGAAAAUCUUUGGAGGGAGUUGAAAGUCUGUGUUGCCCAGCGACAGCCCCAAAACAUCACUGCUCUAGAGGAGAUCUGCAUGGAGGAAUGGGCCAAAAUACCAGCAACAGUGUGUGAAAACCUUGUGAAGACUUACAGAAAACGUUUGACCUGUGUCAUUGCCAACAAAGGGUAUAUAACAAAGUAUUGAGAAACUUUUGUUAUUGACCAAAUACUUAUUUUCCACCAUAAUUUGCAAAUAAAUUCAUAAAAAAUCCUACAAUGUGAUUUUCUGGAUUAUUUUUUCUCAUUUUGUCUGUCAUAGUUGACGUGUACCUAUGAUGAAAAUUACAGGCCUCUCUCAUCUUUUUAAGUGGGAGAACUUGCACAAUUGGUGGCUGACUAAAUACUUUUUUUCCCCACUGUAUAUUCGGUUGCAAGUUACCUCUCAACAUGUGGUUGACGAAUUAUAUGAUUGAUGUGACCGCUCAUUGACAUGUCCGCGACCUCGUGGUAGCAGAAAUUUAGGAACAAUGGAAUUAUACGGCGCAAUGUAGGUAGAAUACUACCUUAGAGGUCCAUAGGAAUGGGACGAGCCUCUUAAACUGUGUAUGUAUGUAUGUAUGUAUGUGUGUUUGUGGAAGAGAGAAAAAUGGUGGAGUGGAGACGUGUCUGAGCUGUGUGUCGACUCAUGUUGGGAAGGAAUUUGUGUUGUAGAUCUUGUGAGUCUCCGUGGGUGAGAACGUUGGUGGUUGUUAACUAUAUGUGAGCCCCCUGGAAGGACGUUAAGGUUAAAAAUGUCAUGACUCUCUAUAAAAAGAGAACGUUUACUAACUAUUAGAAUAUCAUGAGCCUACAGGGAGGAGUUUUUAAUAAGUGUAUAGAGAUGUUUUGUAAUGGAUAAGAAAAUCACUAUAAAUCUGCAGAUUAGGAUAAAGGGAAGUUAAGACACUUCAAAGUAGGAUUUGUGUUCAAUGUUUUAUGUGGUUUGUGAGCUCUGUUAAAUGUUACUGUUUGUCUCAUGAAGAACGGAGGUAAAGUUGGCGUGUCUACUUUCUGUUGUUUAGCUGGGAGGGAGCUCCAUCCACUCUGAAAUCGUAUUGGUGUAUGAACUACGCAUGCGCGUGAUUUUAUGACUUUAGAGUUACGUAGGGCAAAAAUGCCACUCCCCUGCCUGCACUGAGCUGCUGGGAGACACAGAAAAAGAGAGAGAGAAGAUUUAGACACUAAUAGUGUAUUCUGGUUGUUAAAUCGGCUGUUGUUUGACGAUGAAACUGUUUUCUUGAGACCUAUCGAAUUGAUAAACUAGAGAUAUGUUGAUGGAUUAAAAAUAAAUAAAAUAAAAUGUUAUUGAGCUAUUUAUACUAUUCCUGAGUUAAGUUGUUUGCUUAUUUCUUAGCGCGAAUGUGAACGGAGGAGUAUUGAAUGGUUGAAAUAACUCAGUGUGUGCAUAAAAUACUAAAUUCUUGUCUGUCCUUUGUUAUUCUGUCAUAUGAGAGACGAGAGGGAGGAGACCGAGAGAGAGCGGAAGUGCUGACGUGUACAUCACGCGACAGGGUGUGCUGCAACGGAUCCAGUCAAACUAAGGCCAGUACUGUUCUAUUUACAAAACUUACCUUCCCAUACAGGAUAUUUUGUGUGCCUAGCAUAUUUGAUGUUGUGACAAUUUGACAGGGACUUGGCAACAGACUGAUCAAUUGAUGUAAUUGCAUAUUGGAGUUUUUGUGAAUAAGUUGGUUUGAUUAGAGUUGUGUUGGGAAUCGAGUACUGACAUUAUUCUGUAAAAUUAAGGUCAUUGGGUGCUUAUUAAGCAAUUGGUUUGUGAGGACUGUAGUGUUGCUGGAUUAUAGGUCUUUCUUUUUUUUGGAUUGCUCUGAAGUUGACUACUUUCCUUUACUUUUCUUGAUCGGAUGUGGUAAGAUUGCCACUAAUUAAUAAAUUGGUAAAAUAAAUGAAUUUGAGAGAAAAAAAUAAAAUAAAAAAUAAUAAUUAAAAAGGGAGGGACCCAUAAGCUAUAUAGUCUAAAAUAAUAAAAUUAUUCACAAUAAAGGAAUAUAAAAGAGUUGUUACAAUGGGGAAAAAGGACAUAAAAACUAUGAAAGUAAUUACUCCUGUUGAUGUAGUACAAAAUAGUAAUCCUCUAGUUAAUGGUAUUGCAAGGUUAUCUGGAAAAUGGAAUAAACGUUGGCCUGACAUUGAACAACCAUGGCCAGUGGAAGGGACUCUUAACCCUGACGUCAUCAACAUAAUGAAAGUGCUUCUGUCAAUUCAUAAGGCAGAUCAAAAGAAAGGGAAAAAAAGGGAACAACGUAAAGAAAAGAGACAAAGAGAGCUGGGUGUUCUUAAGCUGUUUGAAAAUGAAGGACAAAAACUGAUGAAAGAUACCAACGAUAAAAGAAACAAAGAUAUAGAGAAAAUUGUAAAAGCAGUGAAGGUGACAGAAAAACUAAUGACAGAAGUCAGUACACCUUUCUCACAUACGGAUUCAGCAAAAAGACCCCCACCUUAUGAGAAAGAAGUAGAGUUUAAGGACAUCUAUCCUCAGCUUCCAGUGAUCAUUCAGGAGGGUGAUUAUUGCAUCAGAGAUGAGGAUGAACGAAUAAUAGAGAGAGGACAAGCAGAAACGACCAUAAAAAUGAAUCCAAACUCCAAAAGUAAGAAAAAAACGAGAUGUCUGGAAACUAAGGGUGGAGUGAGGUUCAGGAGGAUGGAACUUGAAGAUGAUGAUGAUGAUGAUGAUCAGAGUGAUUCAGAAGAGAUCAUGGGUGGAUAUGACCCUGUGAUCAGACGGAGGUUGGCCAGAGCGGAAAGAAGGGGUGAUGGAUGUUUGAAGAAGAAGAAUACAAGAUAUUCCAGUUCUGAUGAAAGCGAAGAUGAAGACAGCGAUAAAGAUUUGGAGAUUAAAGGUGCUUCAUAUUCAAGAGGAUUUUAUCCUACAAUGACUAGCACAGAAGAAAUAGAAAGAGAUAUAGACCGAUGCGUAUCAUGCCUGGAUAAAGCGAAUAAUUUAGAAGAAGUAAGAGAACUGGAACAACAACUCAAGAAGCUGAAGAUACAGAAAAAAAAACUGCUGAGAAAAGGACCCCAAGAAUUGGAGAAAAAGUAUACAUUGAGGCCAAGGAAAGAGGGCACCAGUAAGAAGAUGAUGCCAGUGAUCAUUCGAGGACAAAACCUAGAAUAUAAGCCUUUGCAAAAUACCGAUAUGUCAGAUAUACUUGAGAAGCUGCCUACUCUUCAAGAUGGAGCCUAUCCUUGGAUUUCAAAAUUGGAAGAAAUUACGGUGGGAACACAGUCAGCCAUAGGAGACAUUAAGAUACUUUUGGCUAAUCUCCUUGGGAUUCCAGAUAUGGAAGAAAUAUUUCAGAGAGCUGGACUCAAUAGAUAUGUGGGGACUGCAGUGAAUGAUCCUGAAUUGUUGGCUGCAAGUAGGAAUCGGCUGUGGAGAGCACUGAAAGAUACGUUUCCAACAAAUAUGCAUCCUGACAACAUUCUGAUUGAUCCACUAGGACAACAAGAAAAUCCGAGAGCCUGUGUGUCAAGAGUCUAUCAAGUGUGGAGAAAUAUUACCGGAAAUGAUCCAGAUGUGAGUCAAAUUGAGCAGUCAAUUUUGAGAGCUAAACUGCAGAUGGGACUGCCCUCACCAGUAAGGAGCAAACUGGCAGAGGUGGUUGGACUUGGAAGCAUGACAAAAGGUGUCUAUACAGAUCAUAUAGCCCAUCAAGUGGAUCUGUACAGGAAAAAGGAACACAACCAGAAAGAACAGGACCAAGAAACUCUCAGAAAACUCAAUCAAAUACAACUGGUGGAGAAUAAGAAGGAGAAGAAACAAGCUUUGGUUAUGCAGAAUCAGUGUGCACCAAAUCAACAAUCACUGCCACAGCUUCAACCGGACCAGUUCCAACCGCAAUUGUACCAGCCACCAAUAGCGGUACCAGUUGUUUCAUAUCCACAGCCAGUUUCUGGACAGACACAGAAUUGGAGAGGAAGAGGACGAGAAGGCUUAGAAAGAGGAAGAGGAGGAAGAUUUAAGCCAUACUUCCAGCAAUCUCCAGAAGUGUGUUAUAGUUGUGGACAGGUUGGUCACUUUGCUGUGAGUGCAAUGGGCCAGGAGGAAACAUCAGAGCGAAUUUCAGAGGAAGAUACAGGAGCAAGUCAAGAUCAUCUGGAGGACAGGUGAACCCCUAUAGGGGCCCGCAGCAAGGAUUCUAGGGGUGCCCAGAAGAUCCGAAAGGGGGGUGUCAGCUGGUAGCAUCAGGACCGGAAAAAUAUCCAACAAUUGAGGUGAAAAUAAACAACCGACCAUUGGAAGUGAUGGCGGAUAGCGGAGCUGCUUUUACCUGCGUUCGGCCUGAAGAUGCUACACAUCUCCCUAUGUCCAAUCAACUCAUUAGGACAAUCGGAUUCGAGGGAGUAAAACAGCUGAUUCCUCUUACGGAACCAAUUGAGCUCUGCUAUAAAAAUCUAAAAAUUACAAUACCCAUACUGGUAUCAGAACAUACACCUAUUGCAUUGUUGGGAAGAGAUGCAUUGUGUAAGUUGAACUGUACAAUAAGAUGUACACCAGACGGCUGUCUGGUAGAAGUACCAAAGGAAAAGGUUUACCAAUUGUUGAUGAUGACAGAGAUGGAUUUGUCUUUAGUAUUCUGGAUUGGAAAUCUCAGUGAAGAUUCUUUAAAGAAGGCUAAGGUUAGGAGAAAGAUUACAAAGGAGUAGGGUUUUUGGGAACCAUAUUGGCUUGAAAAUAUUUAUUAUAUCAUAGGAAGGUGGACAAUCUGUCUGAAAAGUAAUGUUUACAGGGUGUGACUGUUAUUCUUGGUUACAUUCCUUCACCAAGAGGGGAAUAAGAUUUCAAACUAAGCUAAAAGAUGCUCAGUCGUUUGCCAAGUCUGUGUGUAAAGAAGUCAUAAACAGGUGGGGACUUCCCGAUCACAUAUCCUAAAAUUAGUGGGAAAGGAAUUUGUGGAUAAAUCAGUGAAAUGGUUUUUUAAAAGUUAGGAGAAAAGUCAGAUUAAAAAGUUAGGAAAACUAGGGUUGAAGGAACUCUAGGACAGUCAGCUAAGCUUCAAUGUAAGUGCACGAGAGAGAACAGUGGUGAAGGGAAAUUUAGAGUUCAGUGGGAAGAUAGAUAUGGCAGGAGUUUAGAUAUGUUAGGAGCAGUUGCAUUGAGAAAGGAUGCGUUGCUGAAUGAUAAGAGAAGAAUGAAGAUUGAGGGUGAUUGCAGUAUCUAUAUUUACAAUUCCCAGCAGGAAGAUCAAGGUGAUUAUAAAUGUAUUUUUUAUAAUCAACAGUUUGAAAGUGAGGGAUUAGAGUUGGGACUGAGAGUUGAUGUAGUGACACUAGUGGUGAUAGAUGGAAAUACAAGUAAAGAGUUCAAAGCUUUAUGGAGAAUCGAUGAAUCAACAACAAUGACAUCAACACUUCAGCCUAUUAUAACAACAGUGAGAAGCAAUUCAACUCUUUCAACAUUGACAGUUAUUAAAGCUAUAAAUGUAUCACAUUUGAUUACAAGGGAGCCAAUUGCUCCAGCACCAAUUUUAGAGGAAAAGACUGUCAUUAGGGUUAGGAUUGGUGGUACAGCUCAUCUUCCUUGUAGAUGUGAGAGAUGGAGUGGGGGUGGUGACGUUCCUCCCACAUGGAGAGAUAAUUAUGGAGAAGAAGUGUUGUUAUCAGGACCAGAAGUAGAAGCUGUGCCCCCUAGUCAAAGGAAGUAUAUUUUGUACAACGAUAUGAAGUGGAAGAGGGUUAUGAGUGAUUGCUCACUUAUUUUGUGUAAUGUUACAUGGAAAGAUCAGGGAGAAUAUAUGUGUACUUAUUUAGUGCAAGCUUUAAAGUUUGUUCCGGCUAACAAUUAUUGGUUAAAAGGCUAUGUAACUCGUAAGGUGACGCUUAUGAUGGAAGAUUUGAAGUCUGUUGAAGCUUCCACAGUCACCAAAGGAGUUCAGGAGAAGUAUAUUACAGUAGCCACUCCAACAGUAAAUAAUACACAGAGGAUAUCUGUAACAUUCCCACUGGAAAUAGUUAAGAGUGUUAAUACAUCAGCUAAAGCAACUAUUUUAAUAGCAACUUUGAAAGAGAUUAAUGGUACGACGGCAAUAACAAAUUUAGGAAAUAUGACACAGACACCAACAACAACUUUUCUGAAACUAAAGGAUGUAGCAAGAGUGACUCAGGAGUUUAUGAUACGGAUGGAGAGUGCUGUCAAUGGUAGUAAGGAUAGUGUUGAGAUAGGAGAGCAGAUGGUAGUAGAGAAUGAUGCAGAUUCAUCUGAAAUAGUGCAGAAUACUAUCAUGGAGGUACAGGAUGAGUUCUUUGAUUUUAAUGGAAGACAAGAAGAUAUAUCUGAUCAAUACCGCUCGUUAGGGAAGAGAGGAAUUUCAUAGUAAGUGAUGAUAACAACUUAUGCCUGGCAACAGUGUGCAAUGAUAGGCUGAGUAAGUCUAAACCACGCUCAGUCUCUACUCUGAUUGUCCAGCAGGGAGCGGGAACUAUCUCUGUCAGAGUAUUUGAAGAAGAACUUAGAACAAUGGUUCAGUUCUCUGAGUGCCCUGCGUGGUAUUUCAGUGGACCCGUAUACGAACAUCAUAUUUACCAUUGAAGUGUUUUGCAUUAAUUAAAAUACUAGUAUAUCUUAGAAGUCGUGUUGAUAUCUUUUGUUCCCAAUACCAGAUUUGAAUUGACGCAACUUAACAGUAUGUAACAAUGAAAUGUCGUCCAAUUGAGUACUCACUCUCUUAAACUUUAAAUCUUGAAAGAAAUGAUUUGUUUGUGCGUGUGAACAUGAUUUAGUGUGGUGAAUGUAAACUCAGCUGAUUUCGAACAGGUAAGAUGUAUUCCAAAGAAUUUAACAUAAAUACAGGAAAUGUGUGCAAUAAAAGUAGACUUGUGCAGACAUUCACUGACCCCAUGACAGAAGUGUACCUGCUGUUCUUCCAAGCCACCGUACCAACUUUCACUUCUUUCAACUUGCUGCUUCAGAGAGAGCAGUCAUCAAUAUUUUUGUUACAUGAUGAGGGGGGAUUGGAUUUUGCAGUUUCUUUUCCAUUUUGUGUUUCUUGCUGAUAUCUGCAGGGAUCCUCUAAAACAGGUUUCACCUACUAUUUUUGUAAAUGUCUGUUAUAGAUGGUGAAAUUCGUACGCAAGCUAUGUUCCAAGUUUAUGGUUCCAGCAGCUCUGCAGUGCCAUGAGGAGCCUUGUGAAAUUGCCUUUAAAGAAAAGGCAAACCAUUUACCAGGUUAGUAUUUGACUAUUAUUAUGAUCAAACACUGUGAUAUGUGAUAUUUAGCCUUGUACCUUAUACCGAUAUGCUGUAUCUGUGACAGGAAGAAAGUUGAACAUUAGGUUCACAACCAGGGCUAAACUUAACAGAUUACUCGACGAGGGUGACAUCACACCACAGCAGGUGGAUUCAUUCCAUGAAGCUGUGUUGUGUUUCCUGACAAGUGCUGUGGACUAUGCACUUAAGAAGCUGCCACUGGAAGAGCCACUGAUCAAGCACGCACAAUUUGUAGAUGUACGGCAGAGGGCUGAAAGUGACAUCGAAGAUGUCCUGUACUUUGUUGAAAGGUUAGUUUUUUUUCUCUAAUUAUUGUCUGUUAUCUUAGCUAAAAUACCCUGUGUUUUAUGAUGAGGUGUGUUCACUCCUAAACUGCACAUGAGAUAUUCUUAUGUGGCUUCUCCUCAAAGAUGUGUAUGAACUGCUGCUGGUUGAUGACUAUAUAACUAAAACGUAACAACUUGUAACUGUACUUUCAUAAAUAGGUUUCCCCAUCUCCUGCCAUACCAUGGGGCAGAGGAGCAUGACCUUCUGGGUGAGGAGUUUCUAAAUUAUCAGACCAUGCCAAUGAUAUCCCUGCAGGACGAAACUGAAAUGGAAAGCUUCUGGGCUGAAAUGGCAACCCGGAAGCAUAAGGUAAACAUUUUUCAUUUUUUGUCUUUCCUUUUGGCAGGUGUGGCUUGGCUACAUCUGUUGCUUAAAAUUGUUGCAUGCAUAUGUGUCAUGCAUGUUGCAAAUUAUGCAUGUUUUUCUCUGAACUUUGUUAAUGGAUCAACCUACAGUAUACUUACAGUAUUAAUCAAUCAAAAAUCAAGGUAUGUUUUUCCAUUGUGUUUUGGUGCAUUUUCCAUAGGUGACAGGAGCCAAAGAAUUUGAGAGGCUUGCUGCCGUCGCCAAGCUUGUCCUGGUGUUGCCCCAUGCAAAUGCAGAUGCUGAGAGGGUGUUUUCAGUUGUGGGACUGAAGAAAACCAAGAGAAGAAACAGCCUAGCAUUGGAUGGCACCCUGUCCUCAAUAAUGACCAUAAAGAUGGCCAAUCUGGAGCCCUGCUUCAAAUGGGAGCCCCCCUCCGAUAUCAUCAAGGCCUCCAAGAAGGCCACAGGCCAGUAUAACCAUGCCGACAGAUCAUAGACAAGAGGCUCAUUUGAGAUGAGCCAGGUCUGCGCAGAAUCGAUCACUGGCGAUCACCGCCCAAUGCAUGCUGGUUAGAUUUGUGUCCGACUUGAUCCCGACUUUCUCUGACGUCAUGCACACGUGGGCAACGAUUACCUCAUGAGAUCAAGGCGACCGCAGUUCUGAGACGCAGGCAGUGCAAUUGCUUUUUACCGACUGCAGGACCCAGGACAAAAUCUCACUCCAAGGUUUUUUGAAAAGUUGGCAGGUAUGGAAACAGAUCAAUGGGAACAGCAACCCAACCAAACACCAGAAGCCACCUUUAGAGCCUAACCAGAAGCCUUUCAUGACGCCAGCACAGAAAGCACCUGGUGCAACAGAACAGAAUACCCCAAAAGCUUCAGUUCCAAAUGGGACAGAGGUUGAGACAAAACAGAAGCCCAAAGGUAAAGUUAAAUCUUGAGAUGUCCAGUCCUCCUCAAAUGAUGCUCAACUUCCUAGCAUCUACUGGUGAUACUUGCCUGUCCUCUCUCUGUAUUUUGACUAGGUAUUGUAUAUGGUGUUAUUUUAAUGGUGUAAUAGCCACAUCAGAGACAUUGAAGGUGGAAAGCCGGGCACUAAAUUCUCCACGGUAGAUAUUCUACGUCAGAGACUUCGUGAAAAGAUUGAGGAGUCUCGUGGGCAGGUAUGUAUUAGGUUUUUUAAGGGGUUGUGUUCAGUGGCUACACAGUAGUUGUCCUAUCACUGACCAACAGCUGCCUGUCAACUUGGCAGAGCACAUUAUUCUGUAUAGCCUAUAACUAACCUUACAUCCUCUUUUCUUCCCAUAGGGAACACCUAAGGACCCAUCCUCUGAGGAAGGGCAGAAUUAG
Molecule: messenger RNA, 14971 nt
Organism: Coregonus sp. 'balchen'
Lineage: Eukaryota; Metazoa; Chordata; Actinopteri; Salmoniformes; Salmonidae
Source: the annotation of a GenBank genome assembly